Messenger RNA from Aspergillus pseudotamarii, 925 nucleotides. Its product is annotated as BRcat and Rcat domain-containing protein. Gene Ontology annotation, molecular function: ubiquitin conjugating enzyme binding; ubiquitin protein ligase activity; zinc ion binding. The record is from RefSeq and is a predicted model, not a curated record. Bases 42 to 641 code for a protein of 199 amino acids. The transcript has a single exon. Gene Ontology annotation, biological process: ubiquitin-dependent protein catabolic process; positive regulation of proteasomal ubiquitin-dependent protein catabolic process; protein polyubiquitination. Lineage: Eukaryota; Fungi; Ascomycota; Eurotiomycetes; Eurotiales; Aspergillaceae. Gene Ontology annotation, cellular component: cytoplasm; ubiquitin ligase complex.
CACCGAUCGCAGCUGGCUGCGACCACUCCACUGUGCCUGGGAUGCACAUAUGCAAAAACUGUCUUCAACGGAGUUUGGAAAUACAGCUCUUUUCCUCGACUUUGGGGCCUCUGACAUGCCCACUCUGCCACGAGCAACUGUCGGACGACGAAGUCCAGCGAUGGGCUAGCAAAGGGACAUUCGAAGCCUAUAACCACUUGCGAACGCGGCAAAUGCUAGAAGAGGAUGCUGAGUUUGUCACUUGUGUUAGACAAGAUUGCGGAUAUGGGCAGUUACAUGCCGGUGGCUUAGAAGAUCCAAUUGUCGUUUGCGGCUCGUGUGGGACUCGGACGUGCUUCAUACAUCGGCAUAGUGUCUGGCAUGACGGUUUGACAUGCUCGGAGUAUGAAGAGUACAUUCGCCAUAGAAGUGAUGACCCCGAGGCACGUAGUGAGUUUCAGACAAGCUAUCAAAUACCUCCUAGAAUCCAUGCGCUGAGGCAUGAUCCAGAGGAUUGGUCCACCCAAGUGGCCAUGAGUAUGCGGACAAUUGCAGAGACAGCAAGGCCUUGCCCUGGUUGUAAUGUGGCCACAGAAAGAUCAGGAGGGUGCAAGCAUAUGACAUGUACGUGUAUCGCUCAUGGAAUCAAGAUAUCCCGAUAGCAGGAUUGCUGAUAUUUCUUCUGAUAGGUGUCUUAUGCCAGCAGGAAUGGUGUUGGGACUGCGGUAUUCGUUGGCAACGGGGGCACCUCGACAUUGAAUGUAUCCAGCCUCUGCGAUAAAUGCGAUACAUGCGAUGCACUUUUAUCAACCACAGAAUAUGUACUCUAGGGAACACAUACCUAGAUUCACUAUCUCCUACAUUUAUUUGUCUACGAUAAAGUGAUUAACAAGUAGGAAGGUCGGUUGAGUACAAACCCUAAUUCCGCGUUUCCUGUGCAUAUAGG